AUGUCAAGUAGAUGCCAAUGUAAUGAAUGUGGUCAUUCACAAGAUUGUGGUGAUAAAUGUAAGGUAGACUGUCCAGGUGGAGCCGCCUGCAAGUGUCAUACCGCAGAGAAGCACAACCACGUCUGUCCAACAUGUAAGAAAGAAUGUGCCUGUUCUGGAACAGAAUGUGUAACUUCCCAAUGUACUUGUGGAAAGGUUUAG
Molecule: messenger RNA, 201 nt
Organism: Kazachstania africana CBS 2517
Lineage: Eukaryota; Fungi; Ascomycota; Saccharomycetes; Saccharomycetales; Saccharomycetaceae
Exons: 1
Coding region: 1-201 (66 amino acids)
Source: RefSeq, a predicted model, not a curated record